GAACUGAUAAAAAAGAAAGAAUAAACAAGAAUAUCUAUAACCGUUUUUUCGGUUCGCUAGAAAAUUUAAAAGGCCUGACUAAUUUAACCGAAUUAGAUAUUAAUGCUACUGAUAUUGAUAAUGGUCUAGAAUAUUUGCCAACAGAAAAUUUAUAUAUGUUUUAUUGUGCUAGCAAAAGAGAAGAGGCAGGAGUAGAAAAAAUAAAAAAAGUGCUUGGUCUAAGUGAAAAACUUGCCGGAAAAGAAAGUGAUGGAGGAAACGAAGAAAAAAUUGACCGAAUAAAUAUCUUUCAAGAUUAUUUUCGAGCCUCAAAAAAAUUUCAUAGGCAAGCAAAUUUACUUAAUUCGAUAGUAGAAAGGCUGAGAUACAAGACUA
Ambispora leptoticha is the source of this 375-nucleotide messenger RNA. Lineage: Eukaryota; Fungi; Glomeromycota; Glomeromycetes; Archaeosporales; Ambisporaceae. The record is from the annotation of a GenBank genome assembly.